Molecule: messenger RNA, 2892 nt
Organism: Rhagoletis pomonella (apple maggot)
Lineage: Eukaryota; Metazoa; Arthropoda; Insecta; Diptera; Tephritidae
Gene: d4
Product: zinc finger protein ubi-d4 A
Exons: 2
Coding region: 337-1920 (527 amino acids)
Biological process (GO): nervous system development
Cellular component (GO): nBAF complex
Source: RefSeq, a predicted model, not a curated record
ACAGAUAAGUAUCGGGCAUAUCCAGUUGGAGACGCACCUGAUGUUUUUUAGCUUUUGGCAAGUUAUUCUCCUAUAAGCAUUGAAAAAUGUAUUUUUAAAAGGGAAAUAUUGUGAUUUUAUUUAUUUUAAAACAAAUUAUAAGUAUUAAAAGUGAUCGUGAACAAAUAUCGGUCGCUCUGGAUCAGUUUAAAACCUUGGGGGUACUUUGAAAAACAACCUUCGAUUGGAUAUCUCUACCACCAGACUGUUUGUGCAAACCGACUCAUUAACAUAUACAUACGUAAAAGCAGUCCAUUCAACUUUUGUAAAAACCCACAGUGAUUAAUAAAAGGAACAAUGGCUUCCGAUAUAGAAAUUGCAAACCUCAACAACUUUGAAAAAAUACAGAACUUUCUCAACGAUUCCGCCUAUAAAGAGAUACUGGAGAAUAGCGAGAACUUCAACACACGUUUGUGCAUUGAACGUCGACUGCGUAUGCCGUUUUUGGAUCCGCAGACGGGUGUCGCCCAAACGCAUUGUGCUUUGUUCAUGAAGCAACGUCAACGUAUGCCUGGCUUCCGCGAUGGUCAGAUCUACACGUAUCCAUCAGCUCGUUGGCGUAAACCCAAACGCCAGUACUUACUCAAUCAUCAUCACAGCUAUAGGGCAUACCAGUAUCGUGAGCCUCACUAUCACCAAUCAACCGGUAAUACCUCGGCGCGCGAUCAUUAUCAAGCAGAAAGUGCAGCUAUCGUCGCUGCCGACGGCAAUUCAAUGAGCGCUUCGGGCGAUAACGACAGUAAAGAUUCUCACGCCAAUGCUGAAAAAGAUUGGUUCCACGAGGACAUAGAUAUGUCUCACUAUCACCAUGUUGAUGACUUCGAAGAGGACUUUGAAUCGGACAAUGAUUUCGAUGAAUCGUAUAGUAGCCGUGGCAAACGUAAACGUGGUUCACGCUCCGCUCGCAGGAGCACUGCUGCUGUCGAUGGUACACCAAAGCGGGGUCGCAAAGGAGGCGGUGUGUAUCACGUGGCACAUGAAAAGCAUUUUAUGAAUUUUAAAAGUCAUAAUUACUUGUUUUCUCAUGCAGGCAGUCGUCGUCGCAAUAACGCUGAUGGUGAAGGCGGCGGCCGUCGACGUGGUGGCGCGAGCAAUGCCAACAACAACAAUGCAAACACAGCUGCUGCUGCAGCCGCAGCUGCUGCCGCUGUUGCUGCUGCAGCUAGUGUCGUGGCCUCCAGCAUGGAAGUGAGCAAUUCGAAUUCAGCUUCUCCAAUCGGUACAAACGAUGAAACAUCACAGUCUGCAAUAGUAAUACCACCUGGAACGGCAACUGCUGCUGGUACAACAUUUGACAAGACUUUAAGCGAAGCUAAUAUAGUUGCUGCUGCUGCUGGAAGUGUUGCUGAGACCGCAACGCCUGUACUACCCAGUACAAGUGUCGUUAGUGGUGCUGCAAGCGCUACCACGGCACCAUCCGUCACUCCUCCAACGACAGUAGCAGCAAGUGCAGUCACACCACCAGUAGUAGCCGUUACUGCAGUGAAGAAAGAUCUUAAAAAUAAAAUGCGUGCUGAUCGUGAGGUUGCAACUCCUUCAACCUAUUGCGACUUCUGUUUGGGCGAUCAACGCGAGAAUAAGAAGACCAACUUGCCGGAGGAAUUAGUUUCGUGUUCGGAUUGUGGCCGCUCCGGUCAUCCAUCUUGCCUACAAUUUACACCAAAUAUGAUAAUCUCAGUGAAGCGUUAUCGCUGGCAAUGCAUCGAAUGCAAAUAUUGUUCCAUUUGUGGGACUUCGGAUAAUGACGAUCAAUUGCUUUUCUGCGAUGACUGCGAUCGUGGUUAUCAUAUGUAUUGUUUGUCACCUCCAUUGAUAACACCACCGGAAGGAUCAUGGAGCUGUAAACUUUGUAUGGAAGAGUUCCAUAAAGAUGAGAAAUAAUGGAACUACACAAUGGAGCAACGACUUCCAAUGAACACUGCUUCCAAUAGAACAGCCACAAUGAAAACAGCCGGAGUUGAAUUGAUGUACACCGAUAUCUGGACUUUGUUGAUCUUCUGAAAUUGACACGAAAGAGUUGCAUUGAUUCAUUGAUCAGCAGUUCUCGUUUAGAAUUUUCUAUUUGAUUUAAAGUAAAUACGUUGCAUUAAGGGUUAAUAAUACUUAAAGUCAUUUUUUUUUUUAUCACACAGCGCAUCAGGUAUUCCUUAGCGCCGCUAACUCAGUUCACAAAACCUUGCAGAGUUUACAUGCAAACUUUGUUUUAUUUUAAAAAUAAUUGUAUAAGCUGAAAACUUCACAAGACGGCAACUUUUCGUAUGUAUUUUAGAUUUUAAAUUAGUCUUAAGUUAUCAUGUCACUUAUGCCGCUAACAAUCUACGCAGUUGGCUCCUUGGUAAAUUAGUAUUGCAUUAAGCAUCGCCCAAUUCAUCGUCCUCAAGUAUUUUAGUAUAUUUCUUCUAUGUAUAUUCUUGUAAAUUUUGUUUGUACUAAAUACAAAUAGGUAUUGCAAAGUGUAAUUGGCUUGAUCCUAUUCGUAAGGUUUUCUGCUUACGUAGUUUAUUUCAAAACAGUUUUGUGUUUAUAUUCAGACAGGUUCUGCAAUUCGCUUCCGAGUGUAUUUCAACCACUGCCAAUUUGAAUUCAAAGCGUAUUUGAUUGAAAUUCAUUUGGAAGUUGAUUGUAGAACCUGCCCCAUUAAAAUAAGUUCCUUUUUCGAAAAUAUGUAUUUCUGUAAAGAUUUCUAAGCAAAACAAAGUACCACAAAAAUAUUAUUUCGAAUAAUAAAUCCAUAUACAAUCAUAUAUAAGCAUAUAACCGUACGAUCCAAUGGAAAAUAAUGUAUUUCAUAAAUAUUUAUUGGAAUAUAAUCGCCGUCAUUGAGCAAUAAUAAUAAAUCAUGACUAAACCCAA